AUGCAUAUUUCGAUUUUCGUUGACAAGAAAGACGAACAGGAUCAAAAAGCAAAUGCAAUGCUGGUACAGCAUGUGUUUAUAAUCAAUCGAGCAGGCAGUCUCAUCUAUGACUGGGAUAGCAAGGACGAUUGCGCAACCGUCGAAAAGACAUUCAGUUACCCGCUUGAUAUUGUUCUCGAUAUUGUCGACCAGAAAGUGACCGUUGUUUUUGGGGAACGUGAUGGAAUUGGACUGAGAUACACAGUAUGUGCAGUGAAUGGUGCACCGGUGCAGGCAUGCAGAGUGAUGUUUGCUGGCGCUGAGAAGCUUGUGCUGGAUAUUAUUCAGGAUGAGGCGAACUACCCAUUAAGUCUACGUUUCCAACCGCCAACAAUAUCAACAAAUGAGAAAAUCAUUCUCUCAAGCACCUUCCAUUCACUGUACACAAUUGCGGCACAGUUGAGCCCAGUUUCGAAAAGUUCCGGCAUCGAAGUGCUAACAACCAACCAGUUCAAGCUGUAUUGUUAUCAGUCGACAACAGGAGUGAAAUUUGUUGUGGUUGGUUCGCUGUCAUUGAGCACAGGCGUGGACGCCCUGUGCCAAAGGUUUGACGAAGCAAUUCGAAGUCUCAUCGAACGGCAGGACAAAUUCAAUAUGCUCACUAUAUGA
Gongylonema pulchrum is the source of this 648-nucleotide messenger RNA. Lineage: Eukaryota; Metazoa; Nematoda; Chromadorea; Rhabditida; Gongylonematidae. The record is from the annotation of a GenBank genome assembly.